GUCUCCAUUAUAAUUACUGUCUCUCUUAAACCCCUUUUAACGUUUUUCAAGACUUAGAAAUUCUUUAUUGUUAAAUAACUACCUCACAUUACAACUACUCGAUUACCCCUUUUUAUGUUGUUUUUAGAGUAUACCCAGAUCUGAAUUUGUAAGUUUCUUGAAUCUUGUUCACCAUUUUCAGCUACACUAUGCUCUCUUGCUAACUCAAAUUCCCUUUGACUCUGAAAUAAGUUGAGCAUUAUGGACAUUUUAGCAGUGUAUGUUGCAUUGGAGGAGAAAUGCUGAUGUUGAGAAGAAUUUUAAAAGGAGCUAUACUCGGGGUGAGGCUUUCCUUUGGGUGCUCACAAUGGCUAAAUCAAGGCCGCAGUUUCAAGCAGAAGAUGUGUUGUCAACAUCGCCAACUGCAGUGCGCUCAAGAGAAUGGGAAGGACCAGCUAGGUGGACGGAGUACUUGGGUCCUGAUAUUUCUCCAACAAUAGGUCAUAAGGCUUCUAGAAAUGGUAGCUCUGAUGGUACUGCCCAUAGCUCAGGCGGUUCGACUAAUAAAGGCUUGAACAUGCAAUGGGUCAACCAACUUACUCAAGUAGCUGAAGGGCUGAUGGCAAAAAUGUAUAGGUUUAAUCAGAUAUUAGAUUACCCCGAUGUCAGUGGACAUGGAUUCUCUGAAGCAUUUUGGAAGUCUGGUGUGUUUCCAAAUCAUCCAAAAAUCUGUGUUUUACUAUCAAAGAAGUUUCCGGAGCACCACAGCAAGUUGCAGCUCGAAAGAAUUGAUAAGUUUGCUUUGGAUGCUAUGAAUGACGGCGCUGAAGUCCAUUUGCAAAGCUUGGAACCAUGGAUUCAACUACUUCUUGACCUGAUGGCGUUUCGAGAACAUGCCUUGCGUCUUAUAUUGGAUCUAAGCAGUACAGUGAUUACCUUGUUGCCUCACCAGAACUCUCUCAUACUGCAUGCAUUUAUGGACCUUUUUUGUGCUUUUGUUCGUGUAAAUAUAUUUUCAGAAAAGAUACCAAGGAAAAUGAUGCUGCAAACAUACAAUUUGCUUCAUGCAAUGGCAAGAAAUGACAGAGACUGCGAUUUUUAUCACAGGUUAAUCCAGUUUGUCGAUUCCUACGAUCCACCCUUGAAGGGUCUGCAUGAAGACCUGAAUUUUGUCAGCCCUCGUAUCGGAGAGGUUUUAGAGGCUGUAGGUCCCAUUAUAUUCUUAUCAACUGAUACAAGGAAGCUGAGAAAUGAGGGUUUUUUAAGUCCUUUCCAUCCUCGGUACCCUGAUAUACUCACAAAUUCAGCUCAUCCAAUGAGAGCCCAAGACCUAGCAAAUGUUACAUCUUAUCGGGAGUGGGUGUUAUUUGGUUAUCUUGUCUGUCCUGAUGAACUUCUCAGGGUCACCAGCAUCGAUAUUGCUUCGAUUGUACUCAAGGAAAAUCUAGUCCUUCCUUUGUUCAGGGAUGAGUAUAUAUUGUUGCAUGAGGAUUAUCAGUUAUACGUCUUACCACGAAUACUGGAGUCAAAGAAGAUGGCAAAAUCUGGACGGACGAAACAAAAAGAAGCAGAUCUAGAGUAUAGUGUAGCCAAGCAGGUUGAGAAAAUGAUAAGUGAAGUGCAUGACCAAGCAUUAUUUUCCUGUGAUGCCAUACACCGUGAAAGAAGGAUAUUCUUAAAACAGGAAAUCGGAAGAAUGGUACUUUUUUUCACUGACCAACCCAGUUUGUUGGCACCUAAUAUCCAGAUGGUAUUUUCGGCCUUGGCCUUCGCUCAAAGUGAGAUGCUAUGGUAUUUCCAACAUUUAGGAAUAGCUUCAUCAAAGUCAAGAGCGGCUAGAAUGGUUCCAGUAGAAAUAGAUCCAAGUGAUCCAACCAUUGGCUUCUUGUUGGAUGGCAUGGAUCGCCUUUGCUGCCUAGUGCGCAAGUAUAUUGCAGCUAUUAGAGGAUAUGCUCUAUCAUAUCUAUCAUCCUGUGCUGGUAGAAUCCGAUUUUUGUUGGGUACGCCAGGCAUGGUGGCUCUUGACCUGGAUGCAACUUUAAAAGGACUUUUCCAGAAGAUAGUUCAAUAUCUUGAGAAUAUACCCAAGCCACAGGGUGAAAAUACUUCUGCCAUCACAUGUGAUUUAUCGGAGUUACGCAAAGAUUGGUUAUCUAUUUUGAUGAUUGUUACUUCUGCUCGUUCGUCUAUAAACAUCCGACAUUUGGAAAAGGCUACAGUGUCUACUGGAAAGGAAGGCCUAUUAUCAGAAGGAAAUUCUGCAUACAACUGGUCCAGGUGUGUUGAUGAGCUAGAAUACCUGUUAUCUAAACAUGGGAGUCUAAAGAAGCUGUACUUCUAUCACCAACACCUUACAACAGUUUUCCGUAAUACCAUGUUUGGUCCAGAAGGUCGUCCACAACAUUGCUGUGCAUGGCUUGGUGUCGCUAGUAGUUUUCCUGAAUGUGCUUCUUCAAUAGUCCCUGAAGAGGUAACUAAAAUUGGUCGUGAUGCGGUUCUCUAUGUUGAAUCCCUCAUUGAGUCUAUCAUGGGAGGUUUGGAAGGGUUGAUAAAUAUUCUUGACUCGGAAGGGGGAUUUGGCUCUUUAGAGAUGCAGCUUUUCCCAGAGCAGGCAGCACAUCUCAUGAAUUUGACUUCCAGAAUUUCUGCUCCUUCUGGGAAAUCCCCAAGAGCCAUAUCUGGUUAUCAUCUACCAGGCUAUGAGAGCUACCCUGAAAAUGAUAAUUCCAUAAAAAUGUUAGAAGCUGCAAUGCAGAGGUUGACCAACCUUUGCUCAGUUUUAAACGACAUGGAGCCUAUCUGUGUUCUAAACCACGUUUUUGUUCUGAGGGAGUACAUGAGAGAAUGUAUCCUAGGGAACUUCAGAAGGAGACUGCUUGCUGUUCUGAAAAGUGAUAAUGAUCUUCAGCGUCCUACUGUCUUGGAAUCACUGAUACGCAGACAUACAGCUAUUGUUCAUCUAGCAGAACAACACAUUAGCAUGGACCUGACGCAAGGUAUCCGAGAGAUAUUACUUGCGGAGACAUUCUGUGGUCCAGUUUCAUCUUUGCACUUGUUUGAGAAAGCUGCAGAGCAGCAUACAGGAUCAGCUACUGAAACUGUAUGUAACUGGUACAUUGAAAACGUGGUCAAGGACGUCUCAGGCGCAGGUAUCCUCUUUGCGCCUCGGCACAGAUGCUUCAAGAGCACGAGGCCAGUUGGCGGAUAUUUUGCUGAGUCAGCGACGGAUCUCAGGGAAUUGAAAGCCUUUGUCCGUGUUUUUGGUGGUUAUGGAGUUGACAGGUUAGACAGAAUGAUGAAAGAGCACACAGCUGCGCUCUUGAACUGUAUUGACACAUCAUUACGGGCAAACAGGGAGAAUCUGGACGCUGUUGCUGGAAGCAUGCAUUGUGGUGAUCGGAUAGACAGAGACACAAAUAUCAAGCAGAUAGUUGAUUUGGACACUAUGGUCGGGUUCUGUAUUCAAGCUGGACAGGCCAUUGCUUUUGACCGCCUUCUUGCAGAAGCCGGUACAGCUGUGCUUGAAGAAGGUGCUCCUCUGAUACAUUCAUUACUGACAGCGGCUGCUAAGCAUUUACCUGAUGAAAUACCUGAGAAAAAGGAGAUUAGAAGGUUGAAAAGAGUAGCAAACAAUUUUAAUAUAGCUGGUGACCAUGACGCUGAGUGGGUCAGGUCCAUACUAGAAGAGGUUGGAGGUGCAAAUGAUGCUUCCUGGAGCUUGUUACCGUAUUUAUUUGCCACUCUAAUGACAUCUAAUAUAUGGAACAGUAGUGGCUUCAAUGUCGACACUGGGAGCUUCAGCAACAACAUCUAUUGCUUGGCAAGGUGUAUUUCUGCAGUAAUCGCAGGAAGUGAAUUUGUUAGACUUGAAAGAGAGCAUCAGAUGAAACAAUCCUUUUCAAAUGGCCAUGUUGGCGAGACAUUGGAUCCUGAAACACACAACCGAAUAACUGUUGAGACAAACAUAAAAUCCACAAUGCAGCUCUUUGUGAAGUUCUCAUCUGGAAUUAUUCUCGACUCUUGGGGUGAGAACAUCAGAUCCCAUCUGGUGUCAAAGCUCAUUUUCCUGGACCAGUUUUGUGAGAUCUCCCCUUACCUACCAAGGAGCACACUGGACGCUUACGUUCCUUACUCUAUUAUCCGCUCAAUAUACGNCUCAAUAUACAGUCAAUACUAUGGAAGUUCAUCUCCAGCGCCACUUGCAUUACUUAGUGGCUCACCCCGCCAUUCUCCGGCUGUAUCGCUGGCACAUUCAUCCCCUGCAAUGAGGCAGCCUCGCGGUGAUUCCAUUCCUCAGUCAAAUUCUAAUGAUUCAGGUUAUUUCAAGCCAUCCUCAAGCCAUGCCCAGGAUCAACUAUAUGAUACAGAAAGUGGAACCAUUGAAAAUAAACCUCGAAAUAUUAGGCGAUCUGGACCAUUGGAAUAUAGUGCAACUCGCAAAUUAAAACAUGUGGACAGCUCAACCUCGGCAAGCACAGGCCCCAGUCCAUUGCCAAGGUUUGCAAUGUCUAGGUCGGGUCCUAUAUCUUAUAAAUGAAAAAAUACAGAACUUUUGAAAUAUGUAAAUUUCCGUCUUCCUGUCACCUAUUAGUCAGUAGUGGACUGCCUUCGAUGUUCAUACAAAAUUUUGGUGUAUUUAUACAUAAAAUUCCUCUGUUUAUUCCUUGACGGUUAGCAGUAGAAGCUGUAGGAAACGAAUAAUCAGGCUGUGAGAAGCUAAUUAUGAAAUAUUUCAAUUUGCAUUUGUUGUGUAAUGAACUCGGACAUAGCGAUAUUAUGUAAUCCCAGUCCUCCCAUGUA
Molecule: messenger RNA, 4779 nt
Organism: Nicotiana tabacum (common tobacco)
Lineage: Eukaryota; Viridiplantae; Streptophyta; Magnoliopsida; Solanales; Solanaceae
Product: protein NAP1
Biological process (GO): cortical actin cytoskeleton organization; cell projection assembly; cell morphogenesis
Cellular component (GO): SCAR complex
Source: RefSeq, a predicted model, not a curated record